Molecule: messenger RNA, 7535 nt
Organism: Panicum virgatum (switchgrass)
Lineage: Eukaryota; Viridiplantae; Streptophyta; Magnoliopsida; Poales; Poaceae
Product: PHD finger protein ALFIN-LIKE 1-like
Exons: 4
Coding region: 104-511 (135 amino acids)
Biological process (GO): regulation of DNA-templated transcription
Cellular component (GO): nucleus
Molecular function (GO): histone binding; transcription cis-regulatory region binding; transcription coregulator activity
Source: RefSeq, a predicted model, not a curated record
GCCUCGCCCUGCACCAGUGCCGCGAACAGCCACCUCACCCACCACCUCGCCGGAGAUCACGAGAGGAGCCUCGCCGCUGCCCCCCCCCCCCCCCCCGCCCGCCAUGGGGGACGCCGCCUCCGGCCGCGGCCACGUCGUCUACCCUCCCCGCUCCGCCGAGGACAUCUUCAAGGACUACCGCGCCCGCCGCUCCGCCAUCCUCCGCGCCCUCACCCACGACGUCGAGGACUUCUACGCGCAGUGCGAUCCAGAGAAGGAGAACCUCUGCCUGUACGGGUAUGCAAACGAGGCGUGGGAGGUGGCGCUGCCGGCGGAGGAGGUGCCCACGGAGCUGCCGGAGCCCGCGCUGGGGAUCAACUUCGCGCGCGAAGGCAUGAACCGCCGCGACUGGCUCGCGCUCGUCGCCGUCCACUCCGACUCAUGGCUCCUCUCCGUCGCUUUCUACUACGCUGCUCGACUCAAUCGGAAUGACCGUGGUCCCAGACUGCCAGUGUGGACUUGUGCUAGUUGAAGGCUGAGUUCAAUGUUUAUCUAAUACCAAGUACCAACUUUCCGAAGACGCUUCCACAGGGGAAAAUAUUAUUUCUUGGAAGCUGUGAAUCUGACUAGUUUUCCACUUGUGCAUCAAUAUUUUGUGUGAGCUGCUUGAAACAUUUUAUGAGAUCUUCGGUUAAUUAGUGGUGUGUCCUGGUUCCUGGAUACGUCCUACUCCAUAACAGCUAAAGAUUACCAUUCUACUGUAAGGAAAUACCUGACUUUUUGUUAAUGAAAGGCGUUUCUUCAUGCUUAGAGCCUGAACAUCUUGUUAUGGAUCUAGAGAAUCAGGACUUUUUGUGUCAAUUGUGGCUACCGAAUUGCACCUAUGCUGAUAUUCUCUGUUAUCUUUCCAACACCUCUUUUCCUGCACACCACCCAAUUCGUGUAAGCAAAUCUCCCUCUUAUUCUGAGAAACCUCUUUAAGUCUACAUCUUUUAUAGGAACUUGAUUUUUCUAUUUUUCUAGAUAAUUUAAGGUCAAAACACUGAGUAGCCACCAGUUUCAUUACACCACUUUUGCAUAUUAUUUUUUUCGCAAAGGGAAACAACAAAUAAACGUUAUCGAGAAAAAGAAGUGUUCGAGACAAAUAAAGUUCGAUUUCAUGAAAGCUGUAUUUCAUCAAUUCAAACUAAAAUAGAAUACACUUUUCCAUGAUCAUGCUAAAAUAUGUGCAAUGCUGAUGUGCUAUGGAGAGCCUAGGGUGGAGUUAAUUAUAUCUACUGAAAAGUAUAGCUUAUGUGACUCCAGAGGUUUGUGGAAAAAUAACACAAGGAGCAUAUAUCUGACAUCCAUGACCUGCUAUCGUAUAUAACAUCUGUAUACUUGAUUUUUAUGGAUAUAAAGUUCUCAAGUUAUGUUUCUUAGUGCUGCAAUUUUCGUUUCUAUAUUAAUUUGCAUCAGAAAUGAUGUGUAUUCAUGCACAUGCCCAUGGUAUAUUAGAGUAUGCAAUACGCAGUUCUUUAUUUUGCAUGCAGUACUCAUAUGAAUACUGUAAUCUGUGCAAAUACUGUAAUCUGUGCGUGUAAGCAAUGUAUAUUGCGGGGAAUGAAUGGAUUGAUUGAUAGAGGUGCACAGGGGUGUACAUAUAUAGACGGGAUACCCUAGAUGGUUUAUAGAAACACCACCAUCAGGGGGAUCCCGUCGCCAUCUACCAAAUCAGAGGGGGCAGCGCCCCCAGCCUUUCUAGCUGGGCGCCGGCCACCCAAGGCCCAACGGGCCAGCUACUCAUAACCCUAAUUGCCUUGCUAACACGCCCCCGCAGUCUGAUCGUCGAAGCCCUAAACGUUCAGACUGGACUUGAACUCCUGAAAGAGUGAAGUAGGCAACCCUUUGGUGAAGAUGUCGGCGUACUAUGCAGACGUCGGGACGUGCAUGACACGGACAUCACCAAGAGCAAUGCGCUCCCGCACGAAGUGAAGAUCGAUCUUGAUGUGCUUGGUGCACUGAUGCUGGACUGGGUUAGAGGACAUGUAGACAACGCUGAUAUUAUCACAAUAUACCAGCGAGGCGCGGCGUGAAGGCGCAUGAAGCUCCAACAGAAGUUGGCGCAACCAGGUGGCCUCGGCCACGCCAUUGGCCACGGCAUGAUACUCAGCCUCCGCACUGGAACGGGAGACUGUGUUCUGCCGCUUGGAGGACCAGGAGACCAGGUUGUCGCCGAGGAAGACCGCAUAGCCGGAGGUGGAGCGCCUGGUGUCGGGACAGCCAGCCCAAUCAGCGUUGGAGUACACCGUCAAGUCAAAGCUCCGAGAGGGCUGCAGCAGAAGACCCAUAUGCAGCGUGCCAUGGACAUAGCGCAGAAUGCGCUUGAGGGCAGCAAGAUGCGGCUCCCGGGGAUCAUGCAUAAAGAAACAGACCUGCUGGAUGGCAUAUGCAAGAUCCAGACGAGUGAAGGUCAGCCACUGAAGAGCUCCUGCGAGGCUGCGAUAAUCCGAAGGGUUCUGGAUGGGCGGCCCAUGUGCUAGCAGCUUCGGAUUAAUGUCUACAGGGGUGGCGCACGGCUUGCAUUCAGCCAUGCCUGCGUGCUCCAGAAGGUCCACCAUGUACUGGCGCUGAGAGAGGAACAGGCCAGUGCCACGGCGCUGCACAUGCAUCCCCAGGAAGUGAUGGAGCUCACCGAGGUCAUUCAUAGCGAACUCAGACUGCAGCGAAGUGAUGGUACGCUGAAGGAGUCCGACAGAAGAGGCCGUGAGCACAAUGUCGUCGACGUAGAGCAGCAGGUAGAUCAUAUCAUCGCCGCGAUGGAAGAUGAACAGGGAUGUGUCCGACUUGGCCUCCGUGGAUCCCAGGGACGGUGCGCUGAAGGAGUCCGACAGAAGAGGCCGUAUGCAGCAAAUCGACUGUACCAGGCAUGGGGCGCCUGCUGAAGUCCAUAGAGAGACUUGUUCAGGCGGCAUACGUGGUCAGGAAGAGCUGUAUCCUCGAAGCCAGCAGGCUGAGCAUAGUAAACUGUCUUAGAGAGAGUCCUGUGCAGGAAGGCGUUCUUCACGUCCAGUUCAUGAACAGGCCAGCCGCGAGAGAGUGCCAGAGAGAGCACGUCACGAACUGUGGCCGGCUUGACAACUGGACUGAAGGUCUCGUCGAAGUCCACGCCUGGGCGCUGGAUGAAGCCGCGGGGGACCCAGCACGCCUUGUACCGUUCCAGAGUUCCAUCUGCAUGGAACUUGUGCUUGAAGAUCCACUUGCCGGUGACGAUGUUGGCGAGAGGCGGGCGAGGAACAAGAUCCCAAGUCUUGUUCGCCAGCAGAGCGUCGUGCUCGGCUUCCAUAGCAGCCUGCCAAUUGGGAUCGGUGAGGGCGCUGCAGAAGGUCUUCGGGAUCGGCGAUAGUGGAGCGGCGUGGAAGAGUACCGGCUGGUGGAAGCCGGACUUCGCCCUGGUGGUCAUGCCGUGCUGGUUCACCACGGGGGCUGCUGUAGGGGGAUCCCUUGGGCAAGGGAGGAGGAGGACCAGCAGGGGGCUGCUGCUGCCGGACGUAGACGUGCUGGAAGGUGGUGAGCGGUCGGUGAAGAGAAGCCGGGCCAGCAGGCUGCUGGCCUGGCGACGGAGCGGCCGCCUGGGGCUGACUGGACGGUGAAGUGGCGUGCUGAGGCCGAGCAGAGGCCGGCGAUGGGGAAGGCCGGCUGUCCACCGGUAGGGGUGGGAAGCCAGGGGGCGGUCCAGCCCGUCGAGGGAGAGCCGAGGCGCCUGCCGGGGACGUCGUCGGGUCGCCGUGAGCCGCGCGUGGCAACACGGGGAUGCCAGAGGCCGCGUGUGGCAACGCGGGCGUCGUCGAGGCACCGGAGGCCACGUGUGGCAACGCGGCUGCGCCAGGGGCUGUGUGUGGCAACACGGCGGCGCCGGGGGGAGAUCCUGUAGAGGAAACAAGAGGUGACGGUCCAAUGGGGGCCGACACGUUAAUAGUAACAUCAUCCAGGAACUCGAAGUCGGCCUCACGGGGAGGACGAGACGGCUCAGCAAAGGGAAACGAGCCCUCGUCAAAGGAAACAUGACGAGAGAUGAUGUCUCGAUUGGUGGAACGGUCAAGACAGCGGUAUCCCUUGUGGUGAGUGGAGUAGCCGAGAAAAACACAGAGUGUAGAACGCGGCGCAAGCUUGUGAGUGGCUGUGGCAGCGAGGUUGGGUAGCAAGCACAACCAAAGACCCGAAGGUGAUCGUACGUAGGCGGCACCCUAUGAAGGGCGGAGUGCGGUGUAGCGAACCCGAGGGUUUUGGUUGGGAGGAUGUUGCGCAGGUAGGUGGCCACGCCGAGAGCAUCAACCCAGUAAGACGGUGGCAUGCUAGCCUGGAUGAGAAGUGAGCGAAUAAUGUCGUUAGUGGAACGAAUGACACGCUUAGCUUUACCGUUCUGGGAGGAGGUGUAGGGGCACGACAUCCGGAGAUGAGUACCAUGAGUCAGGAAGAACGUGUGGGCGCUGGAGUUAUCAAACUCGCGGCCAUUGUCGCACUGAACUGCCUUGAUGGUGGCGCCAUACUGAGUCGUCACAUGAACAAAGAAGUUAGCCAAAGUAGAGAACGUGUCAGACUUUAGGCGCAAAGGAAAAGUCCACAAGUGGUGCGAGCAAUCAUCGAGAAUGACCAAAUAAUACUUGUAGCCCGAGACACUAACAACUGGUCACAAUGAAUAAGGUCGAAAUUAUUGGACGCACGCGAAGUGGAAGAAGUAAACGGUAACCGAACAUGGCGACCGAGCUGACACGCAUGACAUAAAGAUGUGCUAAGUUCUUUAUUACAUGAAGGUAUGACAGAGGCUAGCUUGGUCAUGACUUCAUGACCGGGGUGACCAAGGCGGCGGUGCUAGGGCGGAGAGGAGCCAGCGGCGAGGGCGGCGGCAGGGGGCAAGCGCAGGGGAUAUAGCAGACCAGCACUAUUGCACCUGACGAAAACUCUCCGAGACGCCAGAUCCUUCACAGAACAGCCAGCGGGAUCAAAUUCAACAGAACAAUUGUUGUCAGAAGUAAACUGGCACACAAAAAUCAGGUUCUGAAUAAGACUAGGUGAAACUAGAACAUUAUUAAGAGAAAAAGGACCUGGAAGAGUGGCUGUGCCAGUAGAGGUAACCGGAAGUAAAGAACCGUUACCGACAACAAUGGAUGAGGGAUACUGCGAGACAAAAUUAUGAGUGAGACUGAAAGAAUCGGAGGUCAUGUGGGAGGUAGCACCUGAGUCGAAGAACCAGUCAGUGGUAGGAGGCUGGUUCAGGGAGACAGUGCUGAAGGUGGAGGCGAGCGACUGCUGAUCCCAUCCAGCUGGUGAGAUGGCCGGGGCCUGGACGCCGGGCGCCCAAGGGAAGUACACCAUCUGACCUUGCGCCUGCGCCUGAGCGGCCUGGAGGGCGUGGGCCUGCGCCUGCUGGGCCAGCAAGGCUUGUGCCUGGGCCUGCUGGACCAGCAGCGCUUGCUGCUGCUAUGGCGGAGUCGGGGCGACGGGGAGCGGCGUCGAGGGCUGCGGGCUGGGCCACAUCUGAAUGGCCCCGGCCCACAGGUGGAGGAAGGACGGCCAGGUGGCGCCACCAGCACCGCCUGUGCUAGGCGCGGAGGCCGGCUUGCCGCCCCUGGACGGCUCGCUGCCGGAGGACGACGACUGCUCGCCGGAGCGAGGCUUGCCGCCCCGUCGGCGGCGGUCCUUGGAGCGUCCUCCGGAGUUGGCGCCCUCGGUGCGGGAGGCCUGGAGGGGGGCGAGUUCCUGACGAGGACGACGGCGGCGGUGGCGCCCCAUAGCGGCGAGAAGGGCCGUGGGGGGAGUUGGCGCUUGAUGCCCCAUGGUGAGCUCCUCCAGGAUGAGCUCGUUGACGGCGUCCUUGAACUUGGGGAAGCGGUGGCCGCGGCGAAUGUGGCGGCCGGCGUCGCGGAAGCGCUCGUUGAGCCCUCGGAGAAGGUUGAGGGUCGGCGUGCGAUCCGAGACAGGUUCCCCAAGAUCCGCAAGCUGCUGCGCCAUGUUCUUGAGGCGCCUGCAAAAGUCCGUGAUGGAAAGAUCACCUUGGACGAGGUUGUGGAACUGGACGUCGAGGUGGAGGGCGCGGGUCUCCCGAUUGCCGAGAAACUGGUCCUCUAGGGCACACCAGACGGUACGGGCGGUGGCGACGCGAUCGAUCACCACACCUCGGCGAGGUUGGUGGAGAUCGUGCCGGCGAUCCAGGACUUGACAACGCAGUCCAUGCGUGUCCAGUCUGGGAAGUCGGGCGCGGGAAGGUCGACGAGGACGUGACUCUCCAGCGAGUACUUGCCGAUGACGAGGAGGAUCUGAUCACGCCACCGGGUGUAAUUCUCGGCGUUGAUGUCGAGGACGUGGACGAGGCUCCGGAUGUUCUGCACGCUGAUGGCCUGGGCGUGCAGGUUGACGAGGGCGGCAGCUUUGUGGGCCAGGACGGCGUGAUGAAGUGCGGUCCCGCCGGAGUCGACGGAGGCGGCGUCCUCCUUCUCCGCGUCGUGAUCGGCGUCGGGGGCGCCCUUGGCGGCGAGGGCCUGUUCCCUGGCCGCACGGGCGAGGGCGUCGCGGGCGCGCUGGGCAGCAGCAUCACGCUCCUGCGCAGCGGCGGCGGCCUCCUGCUCCGCGGCCUCGGCCCUGGCUAGGGCGGUCUCGCGCUCCGCCUGGGCGGUGGCAGCGGCGGCGGCGGGGUCGACGGUGCGCGGGGAGGAAGGGCAGGUCACAACCAUGGUGGAUGCAGUGGCAGAUCGCCGGCACACAGGGUUGGGGCGCAGCCGGAUCGGCGCGCUAUGGCAGCGGAAGGAGCAGGGAAGAAACCCUAACUCGUGAUGCCAUGUAAGCAAUGUAUAUUGCGGGGAAUGAAUGGAUUGAUUGAUUGAUAGAGGUGCACAGGGGUGUACAUAUAUAGACGGGGUACCCUAGAUUGUUUAUAGAAACACCACCAUCAGGGGGAUCUCGUCGCUAUCUACCAAAUCAGAGGGGGCGGCGCCCCCAGCUAGAAAGGUUGGGCGCCGGUCACCCAAGGCCCAACGGGCCAGCUACUCAUAACCCUAAUUGCCUUGCUAACAGUGCGGAUACUGUACCAGGCUACCAGCACCUUGGAGGAUAACUGUCUUAAAUCAAAGUGAACCCACACUAGCAUGGAUUUUUUUUCUCCUGUUGCACCAAGAGUAGCGCCUCAGAUUAGGCCUUCUAAUGCCUUCUUAUGUGGAUUCGCACUGUUAAUAAUCUGUUUUUCGCCAAUUCUUCUGUGUCAAUUCUUUCAAGUUUCAAUGAUGUUAAUAUUAGCACUGUGAUUUGAGUAGUAUAAUCAUAGCCUUUGAAUAAUUUUUAUGUACUAAAUUUGAAAGGUUUGAUAUGCUGCAUUGCCAUUAGUUUGUUUCAUUCUCUCUAUUCUUAAGAUGGCCAAUGUUGCUGAUAUCUCGCUGUCUUCACUGUCAUCCAAUAGGAAGCGUUUAUUUGGUAUGAUUAACGAAUUGCAAACUGUUUUUGAAGUUGUCUCCGGUGCGAGACAACAACAAUCUAAGGAGAGGUCUAUUAUGGACAAUGGUGGGAGGGCCAAACCCUCAGUAAAG